AUGAGCAGGUGCUUGCAACCCGGCCGCAUCCUGCCAUUUGGUCGUCGGUCAGCUAUCCUACGCCUUUCGUACAUCCCCCGCCGGUCCAUCGCUCCUUUUUCUCGGCCGUCAUGGAGCAGAUACAUCCAGGAGCGGAGCAAGCAGAACAAAGAGAUCAAUCACCCCGAAGAGAUCGAUUUCAUGCGAACUUAUGACGAUAUUGCACACCCAUCAUUGAAGAAAGGCGAAAAGAGACACAUCGAAAACUGGAUUCCGCUGCUUGAGCAAUAUGUUUCGACACAAGUUCCCAAGCCUGCUGGUCAGUCUGGGAAGCUUCCGCCUAUCAGUGACCAUGAACCCUACAUUGAGCAAACACAUGCGCUCAUGGGAGCUUUAUGGGAUGCAAGAGCUCAUUACCAAUAUGAACUUCUUGUGCACCUUGGGUCCAACAUGAAACAGUGGUCUACUGUUCACGCCAUCUUGAACCGCAUGAUCGAUACAUACGAAUUGAUGGCUCCUCAUAUGGUACCUCGGCAUCCCGCUCCUUUUUUCGAUUGGGCAAAACCACUUCCUGGAAUCCGCGAUUGGGACCGGGUCGACCGAGAUGACCCUACCACCUUGGAAAUUCCCGUUGAUCAAAACGCCACUCUCAGCAAACUCUCCCAAGGAACACGCGAACGAUCCCGGUUCAAAUGGUGUCGGGUCAAAUCUCUUCCAGCGGGCAACCUGUCACUUGAUGAAAUGACAGUGGAACCAAAGGCGACCCUCUUCGGCGAAAAGAUCCUAGCUGAAGUACUCACCAACCUCGGUUCUUUGGUGUUAGCGGCUGCAGAUAGCACGCCUGAAGAAUCCAAGCUUGCAAUGUCCUGCGUUUACCGGAUUCUUGCACGCCUACACCAUGCAGGUUUGAUCUCUGACAGAGUAUACAAAUAUCCAACACCAGAUGCUAGCCAGGUUGCGUUUCGUCCACCCGGCCUCCACUACUUGUCAAGUUCUAUCAUGAGUGUUCUGACUGACGCAGCAUGGCAUGAACACGAAGCUCAAGUUGCUGCAGCGGCUGCAGAUACCGGGGAGAAAUCGCCGUUUUUGCCUUUCAAGAUGAGCAUUCGAGAGUUGGGACCUGAGAUUUGGCUAGAGCUCAUUCUUUGGUGCUGUGUGGAGCACGGACAUUCUAAAGAGGGAGCUUUACUUGUGAAUCGAAUGGUUAAGAAAUCGGGGGACCAAGCAUGGAAGGCCGAGAGCUGGGUACCCUUAUUGAAGAACCUCGAUGCAGUUCAACAGACCAAUAUCAGCGUCGAGCAGUCCUGGCGUCGACCUGAUCAGGAUAGCGCGCCUCAAAUCUAUAAAAGUCGUCAAAAGCCACCAUUCAAUGGACUUGGGAAACGUACCAUUAGCACUGAGGUGCUUGUUUCGUUGCGGAAUGGCUUGGCAAACCGGGCUUAUCAAGGGCUUGGAGAGAAUGGAUAUCUGCCCAAGGAGCUCGACAAACUAUCAGCUCCUCUGACAUCACUAAUCGAGCCUCCUAGCGCGAUCGAUGACCUUAGACCAACCAACAUGGUCAGCAAUUGGCGCAUUAUACGGAUUAUGGAAGCAGGAUGUUUCUACCCGUGGACCGACCCUGUUGCUUUUGAAGAACUCCUACGGUCCAAUAACAAUGUGGUUCCACCGUGGGCAAAUGAUGCGUCAGACGAAGCACAACGAGCAGAAGAGAAAACACCGUCACAAUUCUAUGAUGAAACGGCUGCUAUGGUUGGCCUGAUCGAAUUCAAUCUUAAUUGUUAUGCUCGAGACCGACAAAGCGGUCGCCUAUUUCACGAAUAUGCUUGGCUUCAAAACAUCAUUGACGCAAGCAAGACACGCCACAUCGAAGCUUUCUUUGAAGAACUUGGCCAAUCCAACAGCAACGAUGAAUACCCAUUCUUUGAUUCUGCAAGCACAGUUCCUCAAACUUUUUAUGAAACGCCCGUCCCGCAAAUAUCAAAGGUCACCCUGGCCAACAUUCUGGAUCUGGUUACAACAACGGGCGCCUUUGAAUUUGGCAAUCAAUUGAUUCAGCCCACUGAGAUUGAUGGACCUUCCAUUCCACGCGGUCUAUAUCAAGACCAAGCUGUGGCCCCCUCUCUUCUACGAUUCGCAGCUGCCUCGAAUAAUGCCGAGCUUGCUACUGACGUUAUCCAAGCCCUCAAGACACCACUCUCUGUCAACACCGUCAAAGCUUUAAUCAACUUCCACAUCUCACGUCAUAAUUGGGACCGUGUAAUACUAAUGCUUACAUUCAUGACCGAUUAUCAUUUGAAGUCUUGGGCUUACAGCAAUAUAAUUGCGCUCUCAGCGGAGAUCAUUCGACUUGAUGGAGUCGUCGAGCAAAAGAGGCAGGAUGGCACUUUUACACCGGCAGACACAAAACACUUGGACCGCGCCACAGACCUCUUCCUUCGCAUUUUCAGCGGCGAAUUUAAGGUCAACAAACGUGAAGUGCAAGGCAGAUCUCUCCAUUCGGUAGGCUACCAGGAUCGGGUGCUCUAUCGCAUGCACUGUGUCUUGUCAACCAUCCCGGGAAUCUUGCCGCGCAUUCUCAAGGACGUGAAAAAGCACCCAAGCAUCAUUACCGCCAUGAAAAUUGAGAUGAUCCCCCCGUCAUCCUUCCACGUUCUCUUCGCUGCCAUCGUGGACAGACACGGUGCCGUCUUCGGAAAGAAGUUCUGGGACCAGUGGUGUGUCGACUGGGUCUCACCGAAAAGACGUCUUCAACGUCCAGGCGGUGUCUCCCGACUACUCUAUAGCCACGAGCGAAACCAAAAGCACGGUGAUCCGAACUUUGACCCAGCCUGGCAACGUCAGAUCAAAACCCACGCCACAGUCGCAGACAUGACAACCGUCCGGAUCCUGGCACGAGCAGCCGUCAGAGAAUACGCAGAAGAAUCACAUUCACAUUCCCACCGAGGCACACAACAAAAACACCCAACUAUCCCCCCACCCAACACCUCCCAAUACGAGGAUCCAGUCGAAGACAACAUAACCCAAAUCUUCGACCGUUCAAUGACCUACAAACCAACCCCACCCCCCUACAAACCAAGCCACAUCCAAACCGAAAGUCAAAACCCCCACGGGAAACCCCCAUCCUCAGAACUUGAAUCCGUCCUUGAUCACUGUCUAAGAUCCUUCCUCCUCUACGGUCUCCCAGAAGACCAACUCGAUAUCGAGAUCCCGGGCCACCUGCGCCGCAUGCAGAAACGUCGUCUUAUGGCUUCAGCUACGGGCAAUAAUGUCCGGAGCAGAGUCAAGAAGAACUUUGAGGAUCCCUGGAUGCAAUCGUCUUGGCCUUUGCAUUUGGCUAAUGAUGUCCCUGAGUCAAAAGAGGCUCGAAAGUCUCAUGAACCUUGA
Penicillium nucicola is the source of this 3363-nucleotide messenger RNA. RefSeq lists its product as uncharacterized. The transcript has a single exon. The coding region runs from base 1 to 3363 and encodes 1120 amino acids. The record is from RefSeq and is a predicted model, not a curated record. NCBI's taxonomy places the organism in Eukaryota, Fungi, Ascomycota, Eurotiomycetes, Eurotiales, Aspergillaceae.